Centruroides sculpturatus (bark scorpion) is the source of this 1418-nucleotide messenger RNA. RefSeq names its product chymotrypsin-like protease CTRL-1. The record is from RefSeq and is a predicted model, not a curated record. Gene Ontology annotation, biological process: proteolysis. Bases 229 to 1233 code for a protein of 334 amino acids. The transcript is spliced from 7 exons. Gene Ontology annotation, molecular function: serine-type endopeptidase activity. Lineage: Eukaryota; Metazoa; Arthropoda; Arachnida; Scorpiones; Buthidae.
UUUGGACUGUAACGAUGUGGGUGUACUGCACGGUCGCUGUUUGUCUCGCUUUGGAAUUUGUUUUAAAUUGCGCUAAUUUACUGCAAGUGUACUUUCUAUAUAUAAUGUUUUGUACUGAAACUGACGGCAAUUAUAUACGCAAAAGUGGUCGCCACAGCUUGGGAUACCGUUAGUAGAAAUGCAGUUUAGAGAUCGCAGUGGGCCGUUACGCUCCACAUUGUUAAAGUAAUGUUCAAACUGGAUCGACGGAAGACGUUGCUUCUGAUGUUUGCAGUUUCUGCGGUUAGCGCGCAACAGAGCAACGAUGCACAAGAGGGUCAUUCGGGUCAUCAAUGCGACUGCAUGGAGUAUUGGGAGUGCAUAAGCGCCGGAGGAAAACCUUAUUCUUACUGUGUUUAUUCCAAUAAAGUUUGCUGCUUUAUCGAUCAAAAUGCCAAAACGGUGGGGAUCCUUCCUAGAAGAGGGAAAUCGACUUCCUGCGGACAGAAGGGGGUGGACAAUAGAAAAGACGGUUUUUCAGAACCGGGGGAGUGGGCUUGGCACGCAGCAAUUCUGGAGAAACCUCGCGAUCUGUACGUAUGCGGAGCGUCUUUAGUAGACGAAUAUUGGGUGAUGACCGCGGCUCAUUGCGUCGAUGAUUUUGUCGAUAGCAAAUCGCUGAAGGUGCGCCUGGGAGAAUAUGACGUUCUAAGAUCGAGCGAGCCUCAGAAGCACGAGGAAUUUCAAGUGUCCAGAGUAAUAAUACAUCCGGGUUUCGUUAACACUACCCUGUUGCACGACAUAGCGUUACUGAGACUGUCCACUCCAGCAAAACGUCGCUCUCACAUCAACACGGUUUGCAUGCCUGGUAACGAGCUGUCGGAGAAAGCCUUAACAGCCUCUAAAUGCAUAGUCACGGGAUGGGGAAAGAGAAGCGAAAGAGGUAAUCAUUCGGUUGUUCUGAAAGAAAUUAUUGUCCCUGUUUGGAAAAAUAACGAUUGCGAGAGAUCCAUGAAACUGCAAUUUGGUCCCAAUUAUCAGCUACCUUCUUCUGUCGUGUGUGCGGGAACGACGGGCAGAGAUGCGUGUGACGGUGACGGAGGAGGUCCUUUAGUGUGCGAGAAAAAUAACCAUUGGUAUCAAAUUGGGAUAGUGUCCUUCGGAAUUGGGUGCGGAAGACCGAACGUUCCCGGAGUAUACACCAGAGUUCAUAGUUAUAAACAAUGGAUUCACGACGUAGUGUUGAAUUCCUGAUGACUCGUCGAAUAAUAAAGAAAUUUUCAUAAUUUUAAAAUGAAGAAAAACAAAUUCCGAAAUCUAGAAAAGACUGAUAUAUCGGCGCUCCGUCGGAGCGGAUAAUGAAAUAAGUGUAAAUAAAAAUUCGUUUAAAGUAUUUAAAUAAACUGAAUAGAGAUUUUUAACUUUCAAAAAUUAUAAAU